Molecule: messenger RNA, 749 nt
Organism: Anopheles maculipalpis
Lineage: Eukaryota; Metazoa; Arthropoda; Insecta; Diptera; Culicidae
Product: protein G12-like
Exons: 3
Coding region: 15-734 (239 amino acids)
Source: RefSeq, a predicted model, not a curated record
ACACGAUAAUAACGAUGGUUUGUGUCGCGAGUGAACGUGCAAUCGGAAGGACAGUUCCCACCACGGUCUCCGUGUGGCCGCUGAUAGCGUUGAUGGCGAUGGCCGAACUAGGCCAAAUAUUUGGCUACCACAUCCGGCACAUCGAGGAGGAACCGAGCCACCAGCUGCAGCAAGAUCUGAUGGACUUUAUCGAUCUGGUACCGUUUGAGGAUGUGCAGCGAUUAAUGCAGUACUACUAUCACUACGACGUCGAGGUGGAGAGUGCGUUCGACUAUGUGUCCACCGAGGACUACACACAGAUCCGGCUGGACAUUGUGAAUCUUGGCGAGGUGCGCAGCUUUCGGCGCUACCUGGACAGCAUCGGGUUCAGUGUGGAGAAGGUGUGGAUCGAGCUGAACAAGCGGUUCGAUGCGGACGACAUCUUUGCCGAGCCAGACGAAAGCGUCCGCAUGUUAAAUCUCACCACCAGAGGAUUGAAUGGAUUAGUCGAUGACAUAUUGGCGCUGCUGCCGCAGGACGAAAUAAUCCUGCUUUUCUUCGACAAGCUGGAAACGAGCAAUGACUUUUCCUUCUUCUUCGAGCAGAUCGGUAGCGGCGAGUUUGAGAACGUACUGAACACACUGCAGUCUUCUCAGCAGCUGCGGAUACUUCUCUGGAGACUACAGCGGCACGGAUUCGAUAUUCCCGGAUGGAUACAGCUCGUGCAGAAGUAUUUCAGUUUCAGUAGUUUCUAAUUCUUCGCCAUGCGG